Messenger RNA from Podarcis raffonei (Aeolian wall lizard), 963 nucleotides. RefSeq names its product olfactory receptor 1086-like. Gene Ontology annotation, cellular component: membrane. NCBI's taxonomy places the organism in Eukaryota, Metazoa, Chordata, Lepidosauria, Squamata, Lacertidae. Gene Ontology annotation, molecular function: olfactory receptor activity; G protein-coupled receptor activity; odorant binding. Gene Ontology annotation, biological process: sensory perception of smell; G protein-coupled receptor signaling pathway. The record is from RefSeq and is a predicted model, not a curated record. The transcript has a single exon. Bases 1 to 963 code for a protein of 320 amino acids.
AUGUCUGAAGAAAACUCCACAACAGUGGUCAGUGAGUUUGCCUUUGUGGGAUUAACAAACAACCCUACACUACGAACUAGUCUCUUUUUGGUGUUCCUGGUUAUUUAUAUGAUUACCUUGGUUGAAAAUCUAGGAAUGAUUGCCUUAAUAAGGGCCAGUCGCCGACUCCACACUCCAAUGUACUUCUUUCUCAGCAGCCUAUCUUUCCUGGAUGUAUGCUUCUCUUCUGUGUUUGCUCCAGAGGCAUUAGUGAACUUCCUAGCAGAGAAAAGGUCCAUUUCCUUUAUUGGGUGUGCAAUGCAAAUGUACUUUUUUAUAGGUCUGGGGAGCGCGGAGUGCUUUCUCUUGGCUGCAAUGGCAUAUGAUCGCUACGUGGCUAUCUGCAAACCCUUGCUGUACCCAGUCCUCAUGUCUCCUAGAGUCUGCAUUCUUCUGGUGUUGGGGUCUUAUGCCCUAGGCCUAUUGCACUCUCUCCUUCACACAGUCCUCACCUUCAGGCUGUCAUUCUGCAGGUCUAACGUGAUCAAUAACUUUUUCUGUGACAUCACAGCACUUUUGGCCAUUUCCUGUUCAGAUAUCCACCUCAAUGAACUCCUGAUUUUCUAUGUGGCUGGUCUUGUAGAAGUCACCACCAUCCUGAGUGUUGUAGUUUCUUAUACAUAUAUUCUCACCAACAUUGUGGUGAGGAUCAGUUCGGUCGCAGGCAGGCUGAAAGCCUUCUCCACCUGCACCUCGCACCUCAUGGUGGUUACCAUUUUCCAUGGGGCAAUUCUCAUUCUGCACUUCCGACCAACCUCUAGCGAUGAAUCUUUGGUUCAAGGCAUCUUUGACAAAACACUGAACGUGUUCUAUACAGUUGUCAUCCCUUUGCUCAACCCUUUGAUUUAUAGCCUCAGAAACAAGGAGGUAAAGGAUGCUCUGAGAGGCUUUCAGCGGAAGGUGUGUGACAAAAUAUUUUGUUAA